This is a messenger RNA of Carassius gibelio (silver crucian carp), 2029 nucleotides long. RefSeq lists its product as uncharacterized. Lineage: Eukaryota; Metazoa; Chordata; Actinopteri; Cypriniformes; Cyprinidae. The transcript has 4 exons. The coding region runs from base 83 to 1102 and encodes 339 amino acids. The record is from RefSeq and is a predicted model, not a curated record.
AGAUAAAGUUGCUACAACUCUCAAUGCACCUUAACAGAUCUUAUGACUUGAUGAAACUGCUCUGACUUUUGGAUAGGGAAAGAUGGACCAUUUCUACAGACAUGAUGUUAUGGAUUUGCAGUCUAUGGAGCCAGUUUCUAAGUCUCUACAUGAAGGAAUUGUCUCGAUCUGUAACAUCUGCAAGUCCCUUAUGAAUGCACAAGUCGAUCCCACCACAGACACAUGCUCCAAUUACAAAGAAAUCAGGAGACAUAUCGAGGAUGCGGAGCAGAGCAUGAAAAAUACUGAGAAAAUGGUUCAAGACAAACUGGUACAUCUGGAUGAACGCAUGGAGCAACUUAUUAGAGAGAAGCAAAACGUUGAGCAGCAGAAGAAAGAAAAAAACAUGACCAUGGAAAAAUUGCACGAAGAGAAGAGGUCGGCUGAAGUUUCAUUAGAGUAUUCCAAAGAAGCUUUGUCACAGGCUGUCAAAAACCUAGAAUCAGCAAACUAUGCCCUAAGCGUACAACAAGACAGAGUGAAGACAGGUGAAGGACUGACAAUUGCAGGAGGGGUAUUGCUUGCAAUACCAAUUAUUGGAUGGAUUGCUGGUCCAAUAAUGAUUACCGAGGGACAGCGGGGAAUUGAAGAAGCUUCAAAUGCCUUGAGACAUGCUGAAAGCGAGAAACAAAACUGUGAGUCUCAGUUGUGGAACUGGGUUACAAAAGCUUUACAUUACGAGGGGAUAAUCUCGGAGACACAGGCCGAAAUUGAGCAGGCCAAUGAAGCACUGAAGAGGAUUGAGUGGAAGAUUGAAGAGGUUCAAGAGCAUCUGAAAGACACAGCUGAAAUUCAGCAAGUGGUCCGGAGAAGCGUCAACCUUCUGAGUGUUCUUAGUGGAAGAGUCACUGUCCUCGAGAAACAAACACAACGUUUCAUCCUCUGGCAGCCUGUAGUAAAGUCCAUGGAAGAUGUGAUGAAGGCAAUGGUAAAUAUUGCUGAGAAUCGGCUCCUCUAUAGCGAUGGUGUCCCAGGCCUUAUAAAUACUUUGAGGGAGAAUGUUAGAGGAUUACUGGCUUUAUGCAACUCGUCCAGUAAUUCAGAAAAUGACAGCUAUUACUGAUCAUUUCAAUGUAACUCGCAUAGCAAAUGCUUUAAAGAAAAAAAGAAAACCACUUAAAUAACUCUGGAAUUUUUUUCUGAGUUAUCUCUAUAAUGAUAUCGUGUUCUUUCAGAAAUGAAUUUACAACAAAUUUACAAAGAUUUUAAUCACAAGGCAAAUUAGUUCAAAUCUUAUCCACUGCACAUUAAUCUCAACUGCUUUCAUGAAUGGCUCCAUUUAAAUGGAUUAUAUGACACAUUGUUAACAUCUUAUUAAUUACUCAUAAUUAAUUUCAUAUAAUCAGUUUGCUGUUUGCAUGUUUAUAGCUCAUAUAUAUAUAUAUAAAAAAAUAAGGUUAGUUUUUGAUGUCAGUUUCUGUUCCAAGGAUUUUGUUUUUUAGUUCCUGUAUUGUCAGUUCCCUUUGGUUAUUAGCAAAUCCACUGGAAGACAAGCCUGCAACCUUCAGCCCAAAAACCUAAAUGGAGGAGAGGCUUCACUAUACUGUAUAAAACAUUUAAUGAAUCAACAGCCUGUUUUAUAAUAUUUAACACAUUUUAUGCUAAACAAUAUUUUAAUUGGAACUAUAUGUAGAUUUUACCUUAAUAAUUUCUUUUUUUUUUUUUUUUUUAUGAGAAGCCGAGUAGGGUACGUCAUGACUGUUAGGACUCAUUCAUGUCAUUACUACCAGCAAAUCUGUCACAUUACUAUUUAAUGAUGUGUAAUAUUGUGUUGUAUUAUCUAUAAAUAUAUAUUUUUUCCUUUGGUUUUCAGGUUUAACCAGAAAUUGGAUUUUAAUUGUAAUGACUGCCAUGUUUCUUAUAAUGAUAUAAUGCAUUUUAAUGAAUAACACGAAUAAUUUAAAUUAUUGUAUUAUAUUUUAUGUUGUUUAAUGAAAAUAAUAUGAUCUUUCUAUGGUUUCCGAGUUUAAAUAAAUAAAUUUGUGACCAA